UCUACACUGUCUAUAUUUUCAACUUUUUCUUUUUGUGUGCUGAUUGCUGAAAGAUAUAUUAUGAAAUAAUUACUGAAUUGAACUUCAAUUAUGUAUUGUUUUCCAUUCUAAGUGUAAUUUUCACAUAAUUAGUUCAAUAGUACCGGUAUUCUUCAUUGUUUUACUUUUUAAAAACUUGAACCUUGUUACCAAAGAUCAUUUCUUACGUCUCUUGUUAGUUUUUUGGAAAAUCAUCGAUCAAAAUGUCCAGUUCAGAUACUUCGCGUGAUUUGUUACCGCUGUAUUAUAAACGUUUAUUUCCUUAUGAAGAUUAUUUUGAGUGGCUGAGUUAUGGAGAAAAUAACCCUAAAUACAUCGAAAAUCGAGAAUUCUCUUUCACAUUGGAUGAAGAUGUGUAUAUCCGGUACCAGUCGUUUAUAUCUCUUGAAGAAUUCAAAAAAGAAGUACAAUCACACCGUUGUCCUAGUAAAAUUGAUAUCGGAGCAGUAUACACAAUAAGGCCAAGAGAACACCGAAAUAACAGAGCCCUAUUCCACCCUUUAGAAAAAGAAUUGGUCUUCGAUAUCGAUAUGACCGAUUACGACGAAGUCCGUACUUGUUGUUCCGGUGCAGGAGUUUGUAACAAGUGUUGGAAAUUUAUGUCAAUAGCGUGCAAAAUCUUAGAUCUGGCAUUGAAAGAAGAUUUUGGAUGGAAACUUCGUUUGUGGGUGUUUUCUGGAAGGCGUGGUAUCCAUUGCUGGGUUUGUGAUGAAUCCGCUCGAAAAUUGGACGGUACUCAAAGAUCUGCUGUUGCUGAAUAUCUUCAAGUGUUGACGGGUGGUGAAAAACAGGCGAAAAAAGUUCAGUUGUUUGGAGACAAUUUGCAUCCUUCGGUUAGCCGUGCUUUGAACAUAAUAAAAAAAGUUUUCAAGAAAAUGAUGAUUGAAGAACAGGAUGUACUAAGAACGAAAGAAGGGUGUGAUAAAUUAUUGAAAAUGAUAUCGGAUGAAAAGCUGCAAGAGAAAGUUAACGCUGAAAUAUUUGAAGUUGAUACCAGUGCUGAAAGAUGGGAUAAAUUUGUUGCUGUAGCAGAAUUACACAAUCAACAGACGAACAUGAGUAACAAAACGAAACACAUUGUGGAAGAAAUUAUGCUUCAAUACACGUAUCCGAGGCUUGAUAUUAAUGUAACCAAAGGUCUUAACCAUUUAUUAAAAUCUCCAUUUUGUGUGCAUCCGAAAACUGGCAAAGUUUGUGUGCCAUUUUCACCAAAACUAGUCGAUUCAUUUGACCCAUCAGCUGUUCCUACCUUAGAAUUGUUAUUAGAUGAAAUUGCUCACCAUGAUGAAGAUAAUAAAGAUGCAGAAAAGAAAUUGUCAGAGGAAUUCCGAAAAACAUCGUUAAAUAAAUCUGUAAAAAUUUUUCGUGAAUUUAUUAGCAUGAUGAAAAAAGAGUGUAAGAAAGAAAAUUAUGAGAACACAGCUCCCUCGAUGGAUUUUUGAAAUGAAACCAGAAGAAUUGUUCGAACAAUUUGAUAACUCAAAACGCUUUCGCGGUUUAAUGAAUAAACCGAAGAGCAUUUCUAAGUCGGAUUAGUUGUUAUACUACCGCUAAAAAAAAAAUUAUUUUUCAAAACGGCCGUGAAUGUUCUGCGAUUGAUUUUUAAUUAAAUUUUCUCUUUCUUUACAUUGUAUGUACCUGAACAUAAUCACUGUCUUAAUGAAACCGUACAGUGUCUAGAAUUAUUUUUUGAAAUAUGUAUUUGUUCAUUACGGAAUGCAUCUCGUUAGUUUCACUAUAAUAUUUUUCAGUAAGUUACUUUUUAAAUAUUUGUAGAAAUGAGUGAAAUUCAAUAUAUUAAUUAAUAAAUCUGUCUUUAAAUCAGA
Messenger RNA from Planococcus citri (citrus mealybug), 1865 nucleotides. It is a transcript of the gene DNApol-alpha50, whose product is annotated as DNA primase small subunit. The transcript is spliced from 7 exons. Lineage: Eukaryota; Metazoa; Arthropoda; Insecta; Hemiptera; Pseudococcidae. The record is from RefSeq and is a predicted model, not a curated record. Gene Ontology annotation, cellular component: alpha DNA polymerase:primase complex. Gene Ontology annotation, biological process: DNA replication, synthesis of primer. The coding region runs from base 243 to 1481 and encodes 412 amino acids.